Molecule: messenger RNA, 9632 nt
Organism: Peromyscus californicus insignis
Lineage: Eukaryota; Metazoa; Chordata; Mammalia; Rodentia; Cricetidae
Gene: Ppm1l
Product: protein phosphatase, Mg2+/Mn2+ dependent 1L
Exons: 4
Coding region: 667-1749 (360 amino acids)
Biological process (GO): positive regulation of canonical NF-kappaB signal transduction; protein dephosphorylation; negative regulation of canonical NF-kappaB signal transduction
Cellular component (GO): nucleus; cytosol
Molecular function (GO): protein serine/threonine phosphatase activity; cation binding
Source: RefSeq, a predicted model, not a curated record
GUGCCGGGGAGAGGCAGGCAGAACCUGCCCGCCGCUCCGCACCCUCCGUGCUGCGUGUUCCCGGCUCGGUGUCUCCUUGCCUUUGCCCCGGCGCCCGCAAAACUUUUAUUGUCUCGGGCUCCCCCGGGCUGUGUGACGAAAUCGCAGCGCUCCGCUGUCUCCACGCUCGCCUGCAGCGGCGACCGAGGGGACGUGCAACCCUCGCCCGCCGCCGCCGGGCUCUUCUUGCGCUCUCUGCGCUUCCUCACCUGCCGAUCGCUCCCGGGAACCGCGAAGUGGGGGGGGGGGACCCCCAAAGGGACCGCGCGGGCGCCUCGGCACCCCGAAAUCCUGUUCACCGGACCGGCGCGGCGCAACUUUAACUUGAUUCUUGUCGCCCACCCAGGGCACCCGCGGCGGCCGCCGCCGCCGCCGCUGCCGCUGCGGUCUCACAAAGAGCGCGGGGAGGGAAGGCGGCGCGGGCGGCGGGCACGGGCCUCGGGGCUGCCUAGACAAAAGGGAAACUGCCAUCGCUCUGGGCUCCUGUUCCGACCCGCCGUGGGUUCAUCCUACCGGCCCGGGCUGCCUCUUCGCCUCGGUCCCCCGCGGGCUGUGCCCGCAGUGCUCGGACCCCGCGAGCCGCGGGGCGCGCGUCGCUGCUGCUGGUCGGGGCUCUAGGGAUAAUAAAUGAUAGAGGAUACAAUGACUUUGCUGUCUCUGCUGGGUCGCAUCAUGCGCUACUUCUUGCUGAGACCCGAGACGCUUUUUCUGCUGUGCAUCAGCUUGGCUCUGUGGAGUUACUUCUUCCACACGGACGAAGUGAAGACCAUCGUCAAGUCCAGCCGGGACGCGGUGAAGAUGGUGAAGGGCAAGGUGGCCGAGAUUAUGCAGAACGAUCGCCUUGGAGGACUUGAUGUGUUGGAGGCCGAGUUUUCCAAGACCUGGGAGUUCAAGAGCCAUAAUGUGGCGGUGUACUCCAUCCAGGGCCGGAGAGACCACAUGGAAGAUCGCUUCGAAGUUCUCACCGAUUUGGCCAACAAGACGCACCCGUCCAUCUUCGGGAUCUUCGAUGGGCACGGCGGUGAGACUGCAGCGGAAUAUGUAAAAUCCCGACUCCCGGAGGCCCUCAAGCAGCAUCUUCAGGAUUAUGAGAAGGACAAAGAAAACAGUGUUCUGUCUUACCAGACCAUCCUGGAGCAGCAGAUCUUGUCAAUUGACCGAGAAAUGCUGGAAAAGUUGACGGUGUCCUAUGAUGAAGCAGGCACAACGUGUUUGAUUGCCCUCCUGUCAGAUAAGGACCUGACUGUGGCCAAUGUUGGUGAUUCUCGAGGAGUCUUGUGUGACAAAGAUGGGAACGCCAUUCCCUUGUCUCAUGAUCACAAGCCUUACCAACUCAAGGAGAGGAAGAGAAUAAAGAGAGCUGGUGGAUUCAUCAGUUUCAAUGGCUCCUGGAGGGUCCAGGGCAUCCUAGCCAUGUCUCGAUCCCUGGGAGAUUACCCACUGAAAAAUCUCAAUGUGGUCAUCCCAGACCCAGAUAUCCUGACGUUUGACCUGGACAAGCUGCAGCCCGAGUUCAUGAUCUUGGCAUCAGACGGUCUGUGGGAUGCUUUUAGCAAUGAAGAAGCAGUGCGAUUCAUCAAGGAGCGCUUGGAUGAACCUCACUUCGGGGCCAAGAGCAUCGUCCUGCAGUCCUUCUACAGAGGCUGCCCUGACAAUAUUACAGUCAUGGUGGUGAAGUUCAGGAAUAGUAGCAAAACAGAAGAGCAGUGAGUCCUGCAGGGUCUCAGCUGCCCCAGACUAGAGGACUCUCAACAUACUGUUCUCUUAAUGUAAUAAAAGGUGUGGGAAUUAUAAUUAGGAUCAUGUGCCCCAACACAGAACCCCUUCCCUGGUGACCUCGAAUCCCUAUCAAGUGAUGAGCAGAGGGUUCCCUGGCUGACACUGUUGAGGGGCUGGAAAGAGUUUGUGUUCCCCAGCCCUUAGUCAGUGUUUGAAAUGCAUCCAUAGGUAGCUAUCAAUCCCACAUAUGAGGCAAAAGGAAGACAGGCCAUGUAUUCUCCUUCCUGUUCUUUUCAUGAUCUCUUCUGUGGUCCUUCAGACAGCCUCCUUGGUGUCCUCUCGAGAACCUGGGGCAGGGCAGGCCUGUAACUGCAGGCAACAUGCCAGCAUCAUCUGAUGAUGUGCUGGUGGUGCCCUCGGUCCAGCAGCUUCUGAGCGUGCACCUUCGGUACUCCAGCAGCCUGCAAAGGAGACUUGCAACACUUUAUUUGUUGCCUGCUCUUGGAGACUGAGGGAUGCAGAGAAGACAGAGAGUUGGUGGCAGCUUCCUGCACACCAGACAGCACCCCUUCCCCUUCCUUAGUGUAGCAGAUUCAGGAUGCAGUUAUCCAGCCCUAUGCCUCUCCUCAUGGAGCACAACUUUACCAUUUGCUUACACCUUACAAUGAAAUGCAUCAAGGGUAGCCGCUGACUUCACCAUGAGUUUUUGUCUCACCAACAACCCUCAGAAAGGGGAUGAAGCGGGUGGGAAGCACAGCACAGUACAGGACAACUUUCCAUCUCCAAGGAGGAAUGAGGCUGGGAUGAGACUCGCUGUCUGUCUCAGUGAGGGAGGUCACCACCACCUCAUGCUCACCAGCUACUGCCUUCUACACAGCCUUCCCCAGCCCAUCUUAGCAGCUUUCACGUCUUUCAAACAGUGUUGGGAGAAACAGCAGCCUAGGAUCACCCAAGAGUGCUGUUCCCAGCCACCACAAAUUGGUGACAAACCACCGAGACAUGCUUCCUGGCCAAGAGAAAGGUCUUUCAUCUUUGGUUGCAAAUCUCUGUCCAUACCCGGUAGCAUUCCCCAGGCAAACACAAACUGCCUGCUGUAACCUGGAGGGAAAUAGUAGACUGACUCCUGGGGGAACCUGUGUGCACUGGCCGCAGAGCUGCCUGGGAAUUCAAGCAAGAACCCUGAGAGAUAAGCAGCACAGUUACUUGGGGGCCUGGAUUGCUGCUCUCCCCUUCCUAACACCAAAGCCGUGGGGUUUUUCCAGUCUCUGUACUUUAUAAGUUAAUUUACAGAACAUACUAGGUUGUCCUUUUUGACUGAUUGAACCAGCCCCAAACAAUCAAGAUUUUCAUUGCAGACCCACACCCAGAGCCUGCCUUCUUUCGUUCUUUCUCAGAGUGGGUGUUUGUCAGCAUGGCCUCUCAAGGCCCGCUUCUUAGCCCUCCCCCCCCCCCCCCCCCCCCCCCCCCGCCUUGUCCAGCCCUCUGUCCUUCAGCUGCAGAGCUUGCCCAAAGCCCAGUGUGGAGAACAAAAGAUUAUCUUGGACUCUGAGGACUGCAAACUGUCUUCGACUCCUCCAGGAACUUGCUUUUCUUUGACUGCGUCGAGAAUAAUGGUUUCCCAGGAAAUUUGCUUACUUUCGUACCCUGUGUUUUCGACAUGGAAUUAGGGUCUUAGUUACUGCUUUUCAGAAUGGUUUAGUACAGAACACAUUCUGUUGUGUUAGACAGAAGCACUGGCCUGUGGAGAGACAUGGACACAUGGGUCUGUAUUAUGGGUCAAGUGGGAGGGGAACAGAGGAGACAGAUGUGGGUUCAAUCAGUGAUGGAGAUACACUUGUGGAUUUAGGAUGUUCUUAGAGUUCCCACAACCCUUCUUCUAAGGGUCCAGAUUUGACAGUCCAUAUAGUCAACUUCUCUUUUUUGUAUUUGCUUAAUGCAAAAGUGUAUAAACAAGAGGAAAAAAUAAUAAUUUGAGAAACAUUUUUAUUAUAAAGAACAAAUAAUGAAAUGAUGUUUUGGUGAAGAAAAAAAGGAAAGACACCAAAUUAGCCCUUUGGUUAUUCCUUGAGCAAGUGGGGUUUCUUAACUGCCUGCGCUAGUCACAAAAUCUUCUAACUGAGGUUUAUGGACACCUUGUAAAUUUUGCUUUGGAGAAGUAACUUAUUUCUAACUGUAACCAAAUAGAAUAUAUAUAUAUGUAUAUGUACAUAUACAUAUAUAUCAUACUCCUUUCUUGCCUCUUCCCCCUCCCCCAUGGCUUGUAGACUAUCUUUAAAGAUAGAAAUUCUAGACAAAAUAGUAGCAGUUUGAUGAGUAGUCACACAUUAAACCAGAGUACCAUCCCCUUCCCCAUGUCCUCCUGGAAUGCUCCUGUCCUCACCUGUGUCCGGCUGUAGGGAGUCUGCCUUGGAUGUGGCUGGGCACACCAGCCACCCGCCUCCUCUGGCGGCUCUGGAAGGGCGAGUCCAGCUUCCAGAGAACUGGACUGGAGGGAGUCCACGUGAAGCUUCCGUAAACAGCACUGCCAAGGCUUUGGGACCGUCCCCAAGGCUGUCCAGACUCCCUACCUAGCCUGAGUUCCAAUUGCCAAUAGUCCCCACAGUGCCAAAUCUGGGGAGGGUUUUACAGUGUUUUAGAAGUACAGCUGAUGCCAAUCCCAGCCCCCAUCAGCCCCUGCUCGGCUCCUCCCUUGCUCGGCUCCUCCCCCAGCACUUUGUACUCUUCAGUGGGGUAGGGGUGGGAGGGCAGGGAAGGGUUUUUUAAGAAUUCACUGCAUUUGCAGUUAAUCAUAAAAAUAAACUAUACUAACCUAGAACAAUCCAAAGCUUGUUCCCAAGACAUGUAUUUUUUUUAGUGUGACCAACUUGCCCCAGCCAAUCUAGAUCACUGCUGUACCACGUGACUCCAUGUACUCAUUCCCCGUGGCCAGUGUUCCCUGUUCCUUGCUGUGGACCGGAGGGACAUUACCAAGAGAAGGUUCCAGUAUAGAGCUUCCCCAGGCUAGAAAACUCAAGCACGCUUUGUGUCACGCAAGUGUAGUGAUGCGGAUAUUUCGCACAAGUGCAAAUGCUCACAUGAGAGUGCUAGCUCACACGAGAGUGCUCGUGUUGCCGUUUUGACCCUCUCUGAAGUGGCCCCAGGGGACUGGUUCUGCCGUUGACUGGGGUAUCUGGAAAUGCAGGAAGGUUCACCAAAGGAGUGACCUCUUUACCAGGUAUAUUUGGUUUUCCUGUAUGUCUGUUUUUUCUCCUCCUCCUCUUCUUGAUUUCAGAAACCGUUUUCCCACCAUCAUUACACAGAUCUUCCUAGAGCAGUCUCCCAGAAUGCCUUCGUCUGUCACAGCAGCACUCCUGAUUUAGUUCUGGCAAAGACACCAGUCAGAAGCCCCGUGGUGGGCUGUGAACUGAGAGCUGCCUCUGGCUAAAUCCUUUGUAUGUAGGCCUUUGGGCUAGUUGGAUGCACCUUGCAGGAACAGAGGAAUCUAAUGGCCCUCAACACAAGAGAAAACACAUUCUAAAGACGUUUUUCUAAAUACAUGGUUUCACUGUCACAGGAGUCGGGGAACCAUAGUUUGUAGUCCAGAAUAAACUCAUGACUAAAUGUCAUACAGGAGGGGAGAAAAUGCAUAUAGAGUCCCAAUACCGUGUCUGCGAGCUUCUUGUUUUCCAGAGUAACUUGAACACAGAGAAUUCUGAGUAACCCCUCGUGACAUUUCAAUGGACUCCUAAUUCCACUUUGGAAUUGGUGACGGUACAGUUCGGAAGUCUGAAGCCCUGAGCCUUUCACCUGCAAGGCUGGCUAGAAGCAGGGCUGGAACACUAUGGUUUAAUACGCCCCCCAAGAGUCUCCUUUGACAGAGGAAGCCCUCACACUUCACUAUACUUACGCUAGAGCUACGGUCUCCCGCCUGGGAGUGGGAGCAAGGGCUUUGCCAUGCAGGGUGGUUCUCAGCCACGAUACCACAACCUUCCGUUGUUUCUCUGCAGCUGUCUUUGAUUUCCAGAUUAAACCCAAAUAUUCUUGUCUCAUCAUUGACAGUUAAAAAAAGGGGGGGGGGGAAUAUAACAGGAAAAAAUACAUACCUGAUUUUAAUCACUUUUGAUAUUUUAACUAUUUUUAAAAAUGUAUAAUAGAAAUGUCAACUGUUAAUAUUAACACAUAUUACUAUCGUUCCUCUGUUCACUCCAGAUUCUGUGGAAUAAUUUGCAAAUGUAGAGCUUAUACAUCCUGAAAUUCAUACCCUAUUUUUCACAUUACACACACACACGCCAUUAAGUCUGACAACGUAUAAGGCUUGGCCAUAUUUCCCUAGCCAUUAUCCUCAGCCGGGUCAAUAUGCUUGGGAAGCUGUGACAGGUGAUCCCAAAACAAUGGGUGAAACAGAGCACAGUAAAUCUGGGGCAAAGUCACUAAUUUAAAAUUGUAUCCAACGUUUUUAGGGAUAUGCCACCUACAUAAUAUAAAAUAGUAAAAACUAAAACUGAAAACUGCAUCCCUUUGGCUAGGGUGCAGACCGUAAAGGGCAAGGGUCAGCUGGUAAGGUGGUGCCUAUAGGUACGUUUCUAAAUGCUCCCUAAUACGUAAGCUUUUGCAGAUUCUUAGUAAUUCUUGGGCUUUGCCCAUGAUUUUUUUUUGGUUUACCACUGCUAAGCUGCAUACGGGUAAGCCAGGUGUUACAAUCAUUUUAUACAUUUGGUAAUAACUACACAUCGUAUGUACCAUCUGAGUUACAAUCAUUGAGAAGAAUAUGUGCUAUUCAUUUUGACAAACCAUCAUAGGCAUGUUGCAGGAGGAGCAGGCAAACCUACCCGAUCCUCUAGGUGUCUCAGCCCGUGAGGAACUAUAUCAGCCACACAUUCUCUCAACACUCUACAGACAAUCCAGAUGUUAAAUGGGAGAGCAUGCAUCCUUAGGGCAAUUUAAUGAGCUCUUUCAUAAUUUAAAGUGUGUUCAUGGAGAAGCAAAGGGAGAAGCCAUGGUCCAGGAGUGGAGCGGUGGGGGGGGGGAGGGGGUGAGUUCAGAGAAACUGAAAGCGACUCAUCUCAGCUGUGGGUUCGAGAUGCCUGUGCACCUGCGGUUUGGGGUAGUGACUUGGCUCCUGUACGAAGCAUGGCGGAGGCAGGAGGUGCUGUUCUUGAAGACAUCAGCUGAUACUUUAGAAAUGAAGCCUGGUUUUCCAACAGUGAAAAGUGUAAACAGAGUCCCAACUCCCUUGUGUCCCAGUGGAAUUUGGUAGAUGUGGUCUCACUCAGGGCUACCCUAAGCACGUCACCAUCUUGUUCUAUUCCUAUCCAAACCCUGGAUGUGGUUUUUCUUAGAUUCACAUUUUCAAAGUAAUGUCCCUUUUUAUACUUUUAAAAAUCCUAACAGAUGAAAUAGUUUGAACAUGUUGGUAAUCUCCAGAUGCCAGUUGUCACCAGGGAAAACAGUGACUACCUGGUCCAUAACACCUAGUUUCACAGAAAUAAAUGGGGGGGGGGCACAAUUUGGCAUUCUUCAUGUAAUACAAAGUUACACUGUUCUCAUAAUUUUUAAUUAGCCCAAUAGGGCCGGGCAGUGGUGGCACACGCCUUUAAUCCCAGCACUUGGGAGGCAGAGCCAGGCGGAUCUCUGCGAGUUCAAGGCCAGCCUGGACUACCAAGUGAGUCCCAGGAAAGGCGCAAAGCUACACAGAGAAACCCUGUCUCAAAAAACCAAAAAAAAAAAAAAAUUAGCCCAAUAGAAACCAUGCAUUAGACAUCUUUAAAUUGGGAAGAUGAUAUCCCAUGUAAAUUUUAAAUGUGCCUCAACCUAUGUAAGGAGAAAUAGGGACUGAUUAGAACAAUGCAAAGAAUUCUAUCACGUGGGAGAACCUAAACCCUGGGACAUUAAGCAAGAACAUAAUACUCGGGCAGUGGUGGCACACACCUUUGAUCCCAGUACUUGGGCGGCAGAGGCAGGCAGAUCUCUGUAAGUUCGAGGUCAGCCUGGUCUACAGAGUGAGUUCCAGGGCAACCAGGUCUACACAGAGAAACCCUGUAUAGAAAAAAAGAAAACAAAACAGAAAGAAUACAAUACUCUCCUACGGGCUCCCAGUCUCUGUGUUUUUCAUCUGGAUCCUUUUAUCUUAAGACACACAUUCAGAAAGUUGAAAAAAUGCCAUAACUGUUUCAGAGCUCCUAAAUGCUUAACUCUUACCACAUUAUUUUAAAACUGUGGCUUUAUGAUAGAGAUUGGGACUUUCUUGCCUAUGUCCCCCUAAGGGCGGAGGGGAAAGUUAGGAUGUGGAGCAUACAGGGACCAGGAGGAGGGGCAAGACUAUCCCAUGGAGGACAACAGAACCUGCGUUUGGUUCAAGUCUGAUAAUCCACAUUUCUGAGAACUGACUUCUACGUGUUUACUGUCUGGUUGUGUUGAGCGCCGUCCCUCCCCAGGUUCCUUGACUAGUGUCCUACCUCUGUUUCUAUAUGAACACCAUUUAGACUAUGGGUUGUCUAGAAUAGAAAUACUCUGUGAUAACGCAUGACAUCACACUUAGCAUCUGAACUGCCUUACCACAGAAGGUAAGAGAACAUGGCUGACUAGUCCUCGGACCCGUGAGGGACAGUGGUAGGUGGCCUCAGGAGUGGUAUGGUAGAAGCCAGGCUGCCUGUCCUGCAGAGAGAAUGAGAACACUGUGCCAUGUGCUUUUUCUAUUUUGGUCCCCAAGAGACUAUAAACUGUAAUGACCUCAUGCCCCAAAAGAGAACUGAGAGUGUUUAUCAUCAGUCUUCCUGACUACAUAGAUUGCGAAUUUGUGAUUUGGAAAGCUAGCAUAUUUCAGGAGUACAAUUACUUCUUAACUUCAAAUGCAAACAAACACUAAAUGCCAGAUUUUUAAACAAUAACAACAUAAAUGGUCUCUUAGCAUUACACAUUCCAAGUUCUAAACAUGAUUUUAAGUUUAGUAUCUUGAACAAGAAUAGCAAAAUCUGUAUGGGGGAGACAAAAAAAAAUCAGACUUUUUUUAACCAAAGAAGUAAUCACUUUGAACGUAUGCCAGCCCCAUCCUUUCCCUAAGCUAUCUGAGCCGCUGAGUUACAGUACUUUCCCUAUGCAGAGCAGACUGAUAAGAAACAGCAUCUCACUGUAGUAUGAAGUCAGCUUUGGAUGGUUUUGUUUUUAAUCAUGAGCACCUGCAGAAGAAACUGCACCAAUUUCUCCUAAGAUUAAGACCGUAGGUGGGGCCCAGUUUUUAAUAAAGAAAGGAGGAAGAGAGAGGGAAGGGAACACUGUAUUAACUGAGUAGUAGUUUCUGUGAGUGGUACCACAGCUCAGCAGUUCUGAGCCUGUCCUGUGCAGACUCUGGAAAUGCUGGCUUUGUAUGAGCUGUUCUUUAUAUCCAUCUGACAUCAUGAAAUUAUUUGCAUUGGCAGCAUUUCCUUGCUACGUGAAACAUCAGAAGGGGUUGUUUAUCAGAAGGUACCAAGAUCCAUAAUGUAACAGCCAUGUUUAAAAACUCUUGACAUUAUGUUUAAUGAUGAACUCACGGGUCAGUAUGAGAGCUGGAUCAACUAGGCUUUCUGAAGUUAGUCCCUAAAAUCCAUCUGUACAUCAAAACCUUGCUGAAACCUUGGUGCGCCUGGAGCUACUUAGACCUCUUCAUUUCUAGGGUUUACACUUGUCUCUGAGACGUGAGAAACGAGGCUGCAGGGGGUUGGGUGGAGCUCAGAGCAGGUGGCAAUGUCGUCACUCAAGAUGCAUGGCGUGUCAUUGGUCCCUUUGGUGUGCUAGGCACAGCUGGCAUUGUAGAGAUUGCUGUCUUCAUGCAAUCACUAAUUCUAUGUUGUAUACAAAGUGAACGGCUAAAAGAGAAAAAGUAAACACAUUAAAGCUAUUAAACUGUGUGCACCUAC